Molecule: messenger RNA, 3859 nt
Organism: Hyla sarda
Lineage: Eukaryota; Metazoa; Chordata; Amphibia; Anura; Hylidae
Gene: ENDOD1
Product: endonuclease domain containing 1
Exons: 2
Coding region: 72-1421 (449 amino acids)
Source: RefSeq, a predicted model, not a curated record
CUCCUCCUGGAUUCCUCUCCUCUCAUCCCCGGACAGGCAGGUAGUGAUCUCUGCGCAGGGACCCGGAUAACAUGACUGCGGCCGUGCUGCUCCUGUGCCUGCUCUUUCCCAGCACCCUGCACGCCCGCCUGGUGCACCCGGGUGAGGACGGCUUCUCGGAGUGCAAUGACUUCUUCCACCAGGGCAGCCCACCCCAGGGCUUCAGCCACCCGGACAACGCCAAGAUCUGCCAGAGGUACCAGGGAGACAAGCACUAUGCCACCCUGUACAGCACCCAGCACAAGAUCCCCGUCUACUCCGCCUUCACAUACCAGGAGGACGCGGGGGGCGCCUGGGAAAGCUGGAUGGUGGAGCCUCAGGUAGACGACUCAAAGAGCAGUUUGGAUGAAGUCAGCAAAGGAUCUGACGUGACGGAGAAGGUUCCCGGCCUAGGAACAAAGCAAGCCUUAGAAGAAGACUACGCCUCAACAGAUUACCAGCCUGGCCUGCUCUACCAUAAAGCUUCACCGGCUCUCACCAGCUCUGUGCCGUUGAUGCCGGACUUCAAGGAGAAAUGGGCGACCGAUGUGGACCAACUGGUUAAGGAGAAAUUCUUGCCUCAUUGCGAGAACGGAGAGAACCUUCACCUUCUUGCCGGAGCCGUCCCAUCCGAUACCAAAAUAAACGAUAAAGUCAGCGUUCCCGAAUAUGUCUGGCUCGCGGCGUGCUGUAGCGCCCCCGACACUUGGUCCUUAGGGGUCAUUAAGAGAACUGGAGACGUAGAAGGUCUAGAGCAGGUCUCGGUGGAGGAACUGGAAAACCAGCUGUCUGGUGAUGUGAAGUUGUUUGCCGGCCAGUGUGGUGGUGGCGCCGUCCAUCCCGAACUGAGAUCAACAUCUGAAGCCUCAACCCAGACUGAGGAGGAACCACCAGUUCAGACCCCAGGAGCAUUUGUUAGGUUUUUCCAGUUCAUCUUCUCUGUUGUGUAUGAAGUCAUAAAGAGCGUCCUGUGCUUGGUAUGGUUCCUCUUAAAACAAGUCUUUAAUGUGAUCCUCGGCCGACUGUGCUGGAUCUGGACUGCGGUCACCACCUACGUCUUCGCCCUGAGCAAAGUCUUGCUGAACAUUCCUUACGACGUCCUCCGAGUCUUCGGUAACAUCCUCUGCGGCUUCGUGCGUGUCCUCGACAAUGCUUUGUCAGUUGUAUGUCUCAUACUUAGGCUGCCAACGAGAUUCCUAUGUGACAUGGCCAGCUUCCCCUACUACACAAUCUGUGCCAUACCGGAUGUUGGUAUGGACAUACUAAGUGGUGUCUGGGGCGUGUUUAUGUUGGGCUUCUCAACAGUGUUUGGCGCAUUCGGGGGUUCCUUCUCGGUGGCCUCCUUUGCAGGGAGCAGUGUUUUCCAAAGGUUCAUUGGACAGUCUGAGGGUUACGAAAAUUGACCGGUCAAACCCAACCGCUGAUCGAUAGUGUGCUCACACUUUACCGCAAGUCAUUCGGAAUUCUGGUGGAAUUUCUACGAAAUUUCCAUUUGUUUUUAACCCUGCUUAUCGGCAAUUUUUUUGUCAACCCGCGAGAAUUCAACUCCUUUAGAUACCAUGGUAAUGGCUGGCUUUUCGGUAAAUUUGAAGUAGAAACGACCAGCUGGUUUUUCCAGCCUCAUUUCUCUUUGUAUUGUGGAGGGCGCAUUAAAAAGUGCUUUAUGGCUUAGAGAAAGUUGUGCAAUUUCGUAAUGAUUUGGUUGAGUAUACCGAAUGCAGUUAGGUACUGACGUAAAUUAAUGGGAAUAUUUCGGCAGGUGGCUGUCUGCAAAGCGCAGAUUGGUGUAAAUUAUAAGGGAUGUAUGGUGUUUUUUUUUUUUUUUUUUCAUCUUACAUAAAAUGUAUUGCUAAAAAAAAUACUACUACUUCACAGUAAGGCAUAAUAUGGAUUUUUACUACAAAAUGCCGAGAAAACAUUCACUGUAGGUGUUAGGAAUAGUGGGGAAAAAAAAAAACAAAAAGAAAAAACAACUGGGGUGAUCACAUAUUGCUGCAAACUGAAGAGGUUAUUUGCUUCUCCUUUAAAUUGUGGCAAUGUAAAUUGAUUUUAUUUAAAUAUUGAUUGUUUAAAAAUGUUUAAACAAUCAAUAUUUAAUUAUGGUUUUUGACUUUUUUUAUAGCUUUUUUUUUUUUUUUUUUUUGCCUGUUUUAUUAGCGAUACAAAAGGUCAUAAAAUGUGCCGCCAUAUGGUGCUCUUUACAGCAUUAUACUAGUUAUCUUCUCCUAGAAGCUGUGUUUUUAGAAGCAAUGUCUCUGUGACACAGCAUCUGAUGGGAGUAUGCCUUGACCACCUUGUUCCCGUGUAUGAAACCCGAGGCCUGUGGUGGUAGAGUAGGAUCUAAUCUUUGUGCGCCAUAUCAUGGCUCUAUACCAGUGUUUACCAAUCAGGGUGCCUCCAGCUGUUGCAAAACUACAACUUUCAGCAUCGGGCAUGCUGGGAGUUGUAGUUUUGCAACAGCUGGAGGCACCCUGGUUGGGAAACACUGCUCUAUACAACAUGGAGGUUCUUGGAGCCGUAUGUAAGUCCCGUCAAAAUAACCUAAAUCAAUGGCCUUAUAAUCAGCCAAUAAUCAUAUGACCAAUACAGAUCAGUAGGACUUUAUUGGGCACUAUCGAUGUUUAGACGCAAUAGAUGUUAAAAAAUGUUGGGCUGAUAUUUUUGUUUUGGUUAAUCAAUGACCAGUGAAAAUGUUAUCCGGAAAGGUCUUUUUUUUUUUACUCUCUUUUUAUUUUUUUGUCCACAAAUAAAAAAAUUUGUAGGGUAAAUCCGGAUAAAUAUUGAGUUAUAGUUGCCAUAGACUGGAGGAAAAAAAAAAUGUCCAGUGCGGAUGUGCAGGUUAAAGGGGUACUCCGCCUGCCUGAAAAAAUCUUAUUCCUUAUCCAAAGGAUAAGCGAUAAGAUGUCUAAUCACGGGGGUCCUGCCACCAGGGAGCCCCCGCAAUCUCCAGGUCAGUCCGGAACACAGAAUGUUUGUGAUUUCACGCCACGUUCCCUCUAUUCAUGCCUAUGGGUAGGGGGCUUGAUAAAUAGUAUGUCGCCGUUGAGACUCCUCCUAUAGACCUGAAUGGAGGGGGUGUCGCCAGUCAUCCAGCAUGGUGCGGAGUUUGCUCUGUGCAUUGGAUGACUGGGGUGCUGCAACGGAGAUUGUGGGGGUCCCCAGUGGCGGGGCCCCAUGAUUAGACAUCUAACCCUAUCCUUUGGAUAGGGGAUAAGAUGUUUUCCAGCGUAGUACCCCUUUAAAACUACGGUGGCGCAUUUUGAGUGCUAUCUGUACUCUUAGUCAUCCCUUUGAUAUGAUUAAGACUGUGGCUAGCACUUGAAACGCGUUGCGGUUUUUAUGAAAUAAAGACUCAACAUUACGUUUUUACCAGCACAUCCGUGCUAGAUGUUCUUUUCUACCGGCGCUUGAUUUGGAUGUUGACACGUACCUGUCUGUGCUGAAGGUUUUUUUUAAGCUUUUAUGACUGUACGAUAGCAGCUGCAUACAGGCCUACUUGUGUUGUUGUGCUAUUCUUUUAUCCCUCCUUAUUUUAGAUUGAUUUAGAUUUUUUUUAUCCAAACACUAUCAGUAUUAUUCGAAAUAAUCCAAACAAUGCAACAUUUUUACAUUUGGGAACGAACCUUUUGCAAGUUUUAGAAUUCCAAAGCACCUGUAUUUUACGUCUCAUGUUAUGCUCCUGUUUCUCUCAAUCGGUAUUAUUAUUUAUUUCUGACCUAGUUCUGUUUGCACUGAAAGAAAAUGGAAGAAAUUCCGAAGGAACAAAAAAGGGAAUUUAUUAUAAAUUUUUUAGUUUGGAACAACCUGUUGUUAAGAAUAAACGUGUAAAACUUGCCGUGUC